AUGUCUCGUAAGGUGGAUCAACUGCCGAUGCCGGCAGCGGUGCGCAAGAUGAAGGUUAUUGUAGCCAGUCCUAGUCGGUCUGGAACGCUGGGUCUCUACCAAGCAAUGAAGAUUCUGGGGUUCAAGACCUAUCAUUUCUACGAAUGUAUUGCCGUGAACGGCGUGCCCCACAUGCAGGCUUUCACAGAGGGCUUGAUAGCCCAGUUCAAUCGAAUAGCUGGAGUGAAGAAGUUUACCAAGAAGGAUUUCGAUAGAUGGCUUGGGGACUAUGACUGUCUUAUCGAGGUUCCCAGCUACCUGGGCAUGGAUCUGAUCCAAGCAUAUCUGCAGGAUCCAGAUGUGAAGUUUAUUCUCACUGAACGAGACCCAGACAAGUGGGUGACCUCUGUCAACAAUACAGCCGGGGGUGUGGCCCAAAUGGGACAACACUUUCCAUUCUCCAUCCUCAAAUACUUUGAUACCACCAUCUAUGAAUUUCUGGGUCUGAAUGAGCUUGUUUAUAAGGCUUUGUCGGGGUGCACAGAGCUCAAUGGACCGGACAACCGCGAGAACCUUCGCCAGUACUACGUGGACUAUAUCAAACUGGCAAAGGCGACAAUUCCCGCCGAUCGUCUGUGUCUGAUUCAACUCGAGGACGGUCUUGAUUGGGAAAGUAUUUGUCCUUUCCUAGGCCUUCCUAUUCCAGAGGAGCCAUACCCCGAUCGCAAUGAGCCUGAGAAGUUCCAGGCUUUGGUUCAAGACUUCCUGCAGCCGAAGAUCAUAGCUUCCAUCAUGAGGCUCAGCGCCGUGGCUAUUCCUAUCGUCGGCGUUCUUGGCUGGGCUGCUGUUCGAUAUGCGCCCUCCUUUGUGGCUUGA
Molecule: messenger RNA, 855 nt
Organism: Penicillium nucicola
Lineage: Eukaryota; Fungi; Ascomycota; Eurotiomycetes; Eurotiales; Aspergillaceae
Product: sulfotransferase family protein
Exons: 4
Coding region: 1-855 (284 amino acids)
Source: RefSeq, a predicted model, not a curated record